GAAGAAGUAAAGUCAAGAAGUGGUGUUUCGCUGCAGCGAGGUGCUGGAUUAGCUAAAAACUCAUUUCCCCAGCUAGUCACUGCAGGAGAAAGAUUCUGAAAACAUUCCUCAGUGUAUCUCAACUGCCUGAGCUCUUCGGAGGAAUGAAAUGGAGGGCCCCCUGCCCCUGUCCUCGCUGAGGCUCCUGCUCCCACCUCUGAGGGUGAUGACGGCGGCGAUGUGGAAGGUGGUUCGUCUGAGGAGCAUCACGCAUUAUGGGAUGGUGGAGGAGUUUGUGUCCAUGGUAACUGAAGCGAUCCCUGACAUCUUGACUGACAGACAGAUGAGAUUGCUCACUCUGGGUUUAAGAGCAAAGAUGAUGUUACAGAUGUUACGUUCUGAACAGUCAGAGGAUCUCAGAAGUGUUGAAACACUCUUGAACAGCCACCUGCCGUCGAGCGCAAAACAGGUUCAUCCAGGAAAUGAAGCUCUUGAAGCCGACUUCGUCAGGCUUGUUCAAAGACUCCUGGAGGACCCGAAAGAGAGAGAGCACUUCCUCAAGGUGCGUCUCUGCUUUCACCUCAUUUUCAGUUUGGACAUUAAACGGAGCAAUUUGUUCAAUGAUGCAGUAACAACGAGGUUUGGGUUGAAAUGUUCCACCACACAGAAUGUGUUUCCUGUGGAGUUUGGGCAUGACUUUGAUACGGCUCUGGAGACACUGGUUUGUGAGUUCUUCACCAGACUGGAGGAGUUGCUGCUUAUACCAGACUUUAAGCAGACUGCAGUGUGGAUGAGUGAUACACCCUCUGUGCUAGAAGAGUUCAUGCAGUGUGUAUCCAAAGAAGAUGACCUUAAAGUACUGCUCAGAAGCAAGGCCCGCUGUGGUAAAAUGGCCGAGAUGGAUACCGGUGUGCCCUCUCCCUCGGAGCAGCGACUCUUCUCAUCAUUAUCUCUCCCUCCUUCACUGCAAGAGACCACUGCUGAAGAUGCAGAAUCUAGCGCACAAACAUUUCAGAACCAAAGAGAAUCUGAUGGGAUUCCUCCCCAGGACGCAGGAGAUGUGGGGAUACACGAUGCAAGAUGGCCACCCGAGGAGGAAACAAACACUCGGUACGGCAGUAAUGCAGAACAAACAAGCGGAGGGAAAUGCAAUGACAGAAUUCCUGAUGUUCGUGUUGCGGAGGAGUGUGAUGACGGGGCGUCAGACACCCACCGAGCUCCAUCUACAUCCACUGAGAGUCUUGUAUCGUCCAGCUCUGGGAUUGGCCGUCCACGGCGGAGAAUUGCGCAGAAAUGCGCUCAGUGUGGAAAGUGCUUCAUUUACCGCUACGAACUCCUGGACCAUCAGAGGCUGCACACUGGAGAAAACCCUUUCAAGUGCUCUCAGUGCGGAAAAGCCUUUAGGAGGACCUCUGACCUGUCCUCUCACAGGCGGACACAGUGCACAAAAGCGGCUUAUAUUUGCAUCAAAUGCGGGAAUAGCUUUCAAUCAGCGCAGGACAAAUGCAGACACCGGUGUGUUGGUGGUGUCCUAAAGUUUGACUGUUCUCAGUGCGGAAAAAGCUUUAAGACGAUGCACUUGCUGGGUAAGCACGAGCUGACUCACAGCCAGAGCCGUAUCUUCACGUGCAGACAGUGUGGGAAAGUGUGCCCCAGUAUGAGUGAGCUGAGAUCCCACCAGAAGAUUCAUCCUCCCGAGCUGUCCAAUCAGUGCACGCAGUGCGGGAAGUGUUUCCGCUCUGCUGCCUGUUUGACAGCCCACGAGCUGCGCCACAGGCAGCAGAAAACGCAGGUUUGUGCGCACUGCGGCAAAGUCUUCAAGAACAAACAUGACCUGAGUCUCCACAUGCGCAGUCACACGGGCGAGAGGCCGUUUCAGUGCACGUACUGUGGGAAGCGUUUCUCCGUGUCGGGAAACCUGAACGUCCACAUAAGGAUCCACACCGGGGAGAAACCGUAUCUGUGCUCGGACUGCGGCAAGGCUUUCGUUUCCGCCGGCGAGCUGCAGAUACACAGGCGCACUCACACGGGGGAAAGGCCGUACAAGUGCGUUGUGUGCGGGAGGGGAUUCACCAUGGCGAGCAAAUUGACACUUCACAUGCGCGUUCACACCGGAGAGCGUCCUUACGUCUGUUGUGAGUGUGGGAAAGGUUUUUCACGUGGCAGCGAAUUGAAAAAACACACCAUGGGUCAUGCAGGGGUGCGACCCUACGCUUGUCAGAUGUGUGCAAAGACGUACACAUGCCACAAUCACCUGAAGAGACACUUGAAAGCUCACAGUGUAGUGCAAAACCAGACUGUCUAAGUCUAGGGCUAAGCUAAGCUGACCGCCUCGAUGCUUUAGCUUUAACAGAUAUGAGAGUGGUAUCAAUCCUCUUUUCUGACGGUCCUCCAAAAUGCGAAUAAGUGUUCUUCCCAAAAUGUCAAACUUUAAUAUUGUUGUGUUCACAUUUUGUUUGAUGGUGGUUUGAAACUCUUUUCUAAAAAAAAAACAUGUAACAAUGUUAUCUUCACACUUUUGCAUUUGUGAAAUUGUUACAUGUUUGUCUAAAUGUUUUUCCUUUUUGCCAUUAUUGUCCUGUGUCGGCUCCCAUGAAGAGAGUGAAAGGCUCUCAUUGGACCGCCGUGCAUAUAAAUAAAGAUUGACUAAAAGAAUUCACUUUAAAUGAGCAUUUGAUAUUUCAGUAUAUCACUCAACUUUAUUUCACACCCCAAAAGGUAUACACAUUUAUAGAAGCACUGUAGAUCUACGUUUCAAAACCAGCUAACCAGCAAGUUCAGGCAAAACUAACAUUUUUCUUCAAAACUUGUCACUGGACAUGUUCCCCUUUUUUAAAUUAAUAACAAAACAAAAAAUCCACAACACGAGGACGACGCAGAGCAAGAAUACUUAUAAACACUAAUACUUAUUGCUAAAUGGACUGGCCUGGUGGCGCAUGGCAGUGAGAUGCUCCUUCUUUUUCUAACGUUUGAAUGUGUCCUUCCCACAUUGCUUUUAUAACAUCUUUUCAGGCUUUUGCUCCAUAUCCUCCACCUUUGUGAUCUCCUCCACAGGCUCAGCUAGCGGAGCAGAGUGGAAGAGCUGGAGGCAACACAACACAACACAAAAACCAAAAUGUUGGCACCAUUUGUCGACACGUGUGUUUGUGGUGCUGAAGUGUGAGGUGUCAGCGGGUGUGUACUUACAUUGAAUACAUCACUUUUCCCCAGGAGACCUUUGUACCUUGGCGGGGUGCGGGGAAUCUGAGGAAACGGAACACCCUGAUCAACUUGUUACUCGUCGAUAACAGCUCAGGUGCUCCUUAUCCACGAAGCGGUAAGCAAGUAUUCUAACCGAAUUGCUCGUGCAUGGUGCAUAAAGCCCGCCUGUUUUAAAUUCAGAUACAAGCUUUGUACGGAUAUAUAACUACCGAAUUUUGAUAACGAAAGCAGCUUGCACAGUUAUUACGGGCACGAGGACACGGAGGAAACAACUUCCUGACUGUAAGUGACCAAAUCUUAAAGUAAUGACCUCUGUAUUGUUGGAGCUGUGCUGUAGUUUCGGAGUACAGCAGUCAACUUGUAAGGUUCAAAUCUUACAUGAUUUCAAAAUAUAUCGUUAAUUCCAAGCUACUUGGCUACAUUAUAAAGCCAACUCAUUAAACUCACUUAUUACAGAGUAACGCUUGAUGCUGCGUUUAGUAAGUUUUCAGAAAUGAAUCUCACUCAUGAGUGAAGUACACAAUGAUUAAUUGUAAUGUAUAUGUGCCGUAUAUGUUACAAAAACAUCUCAGCUGUCACAGAUUGACUGAACCAAAACCCAGUAUUUCCUGGUGUACUUUACCGUUUCUUCUUUUUGUCUCCGUUUCUCAGAUUCAACAUGUCAUUCAGAGACACGGUGAGACGUAAUAAGACAGCCAUUGUGCAGACUUUGUGUGGAGACUACAUGCUAAUCCUCAACAAAGUUGAUGAGAAUGAGCUGAUAACUCAGCGUGAGUACAGGAACCUUAAAAGCAUCGACAAGGAAGAUGUAGAGGGCCACGUCGUUAGGCUCGUGGACAAGCUCAUGAACAAAGGUGAGGACAGCUGCAAAGCCUUCCUGAACCUCCUGCAAACUGAUGAGGAAAUUAAAAAUACUUUCCCGGAACUGAAGAGCAUGCAGUUGAAGGACACCAGCAUUUCAACCAAGCCUGUCCAAGCUUGUUCAGUUGAUGACAGUGGUACGUAUGAUUUAUAAUGGUAUAAUAGUUCUGGUAUUGAAAUGACUCCUACUUAGCCUAAUGUGUGUUUCACGUUCACGAAGUGGACAUCUUAAGGCUGUUAAGUUUGGAGGUGUAAUUCUGUUUCCCUCUGAUUUCCUCACAUGGUCCGCCUCCAGAGAGCAAGAGGCCAAAGGAGGUGAGGUAUUAACAUUGAAAUAGCACGCUGUGCUUGGGUCAGUGUUUUUAGUUCUUUGUUAGAGGGACACAUGACAUUCUUAUGAUCCUGUGACUGUAGCCUUAACUUUGGGAGUUAAGUUAUUUGGCAUGACUGAAUUACUAAUGUUAUUACGUUUCUACGUUAUUGACAGUAAAUCAAGAGCACGUUUACCGCUUCUUCUGAAUAAAACAUCAUCAUAUGAUAUAGUUAGCCAUUAUUAAAUGUACGUGUAACAUUAAGGUGUGGACGGUAACAUCCAAUUCUGGCGUCGAAAACGAAACCAGAAAUUAAACCAAAAACAAAAUAGACACACAGACGUUUUUGAAUCACCCGAAAGGCUGUCGUAACCAUCGACUGUAGUUGUAACACGGUUAAAAAAUGUUUGAAAUGUCAUCCAAAGUUAGUCUAUUUUUUUGUAUAAACCACCAUACAACCAUGUAUACAUGCACUCACUGCCAGAUCAUUUUCAUGUCUACCCGCCCGUUUGGCUCGUCCUGUUCCCGGGUUCCCCG
This is a messenger RNA of Anarrhichthys ocellatus (wolf-eel), 4889 nucleotides long. Its product is annotated as zinc finger protein ZFMSA12A-like. The record is from RefSeq and is a predicted model, not a curated record. Gene Ontology annotation, cellular component: nucleus. Bases 149 to 2284 code for a protein of 711 amino acids. The transcript has 6 exons. NCBI's taxonomy places the organism in Eukaryota, Metazoa, Chordata, Actinopteri, Perciformes, Anarhichadidae. Gene Ontology annotation, biological process: regulation of gene expression.